AUCCAAACACCGCCUUAAUAAUUGACGAAAUCAGAAGCGUUUCCGAAACGUACUCGGUCUUGAAGUUUUCCGUUGCCGACGCCAGUGGUUGCCGUAACACCCAUCGACGCAUGUUGACUCCGCUGCGGGUGUCACUUCAGCUUUUCCUUAGUCUCUCGCAGACUGAGCUUUCUUCUCGUCAAGCGAGACUGUAAUAACCUCUACGCUAAAAUGUCGGCGUCCCCACUCAACGACUCCACUCUACCGUCGCGCAGCUCCAACAGUGGCGGCGACACUGUAAUUGCGCAGUAUCUAGCAACCAAAGUGAGCUGGUGGGCCACGUACCCACGAAUCCUCGUGGUCACGGCCUCCACGCUCAGCACGUACAAUCCUGAGACGUCCCAGUGCACCAACCAAUGGGAAAUUGCCGACAUCGAGGAUGUGGAGCAGUCUCCAACCAAGAACCACUUCGUACUCAGACUCGAGAAGUCGCUCUUCCGCACAGCUAAGCUAAAGUUCGUCUGCGCUGCACGAGGCCACCUGCUGUCGCUAUUGGCUCGCCUGCGUCGUCAAGCUCAAGGGAAGGCACUUCUGUAUCGACUUGUGAAUGCUCGUAGACUCCAUUUUCGCUGCGUUGAGAAAUACGCCGAUGGGUCGCACAAGCUGCUGUUCGUACAGGUGACAGUAUCCAGCAUCAUCUUCCUGGAUGAAUGCGGUCGUCGCGUGCACAUUUUGCCAUUCCUGUAUCUACACAUGGCAGCAUUCUCAACGGAGCAUCCCGAAGGUAUGGUGCUGUCCACGGUUUUCCAUGAUCGGUUCUUCCUUUGUCCUGAGAGACACGAGUGUCUGAAUGAGAUCGUGGCUGCGGCAAAUGAUGCGGGGGUGGAGCUGUACAAGACGUCGACGCAAAUCACGGCGCUUCAACUUCGGCUCCACAAUACGCAGGUGCUGGAUCGUGCGUCAGUCAUCCGAUUCGACGUCAAGAAGGCCAGGAAUAUCGAGAAUAACGGUGAUGCAGCGCCUGAAAGCGAUGGUAGUGACGGCGGCGAGAAGGCGUAUAAAGAGAUUCAACUCAUUCUGCAAGGGGAUGCGAUCGUGGAGAUGCAUCGCUCCAUGUGCACUGUCAUCGCGCGGCCGUACAGCGCCCUGCUGGCGAUUGUCCGCCCAGAUUGGGACCCACGAACGCUCGUGCUGGAGUUCAAGCAGGAAGACACACUGGUUCUUGAUCUAGAUGGUCGUGAUCACCUUGUUACCUUGUUAUUACUCGUGUGUCGUGAAGCAGGACGGCAGAAUGUCGUCCUUAUCUCGUCGGGGCUCAACUAUUGUCGAUUCUACCAUCCCCAUACUGCUGAUACCGCCAGUACUGACAGCAGCAUUGCUGGUAUGUCGAUGACAGUGUUCUUGCUGAGACGAAUUACGCAAACAAGCGUUCGCUCCGAAGAUAACAACUGUGGGAGAAGCCGAGGUAGUAGUAUUUGGUCCCCUCGCAGGCGGCGCAGCGGGAGUGCAUCGACACCAAGAGCUUCCCAUGACUCAGCUGGACCCGACUCUAGUGGGCGUGGAUGGUUCCAGCGGCGAAUCAAGGACAAGCGCACAGCAGAGCCUAUAUACGAAAUGCGCAACUCCAUCGACUCAGGUCUGUCCAUGAACGAGGGUGUGGGCAUUGUCAUUGCAAUGGAGGAACUUAAUGCCAAUCUUCCACUUGACGAACUCACGCGAAGUGGACCAGAGCAAGCUGAUCUCGUUAACAAGGCCAUGAAACUUGUGUUCGAACAUCUCGUAACGCUAGUAGCGACGCUGAGACGAUACUGGGACACAACUAGUUCGGAACUAGUCACCACUCUACAAGCUCUUGUGCGCUUGUAUUAUCAUCCGGCUGCAUGCUUCACAGAUGACUUGAUUUUUCAAGUGUUUGACACUGUGCACGAGCUCAUUCUACAGCAAGACAUCCUUACUUGCUACUGGUGCCUCAGGCUGCUGCAAUGCUUCCUGGGUGCUCGAACUCCAAACACUGAUCCAGGUUCCAAUGCAGCUGGAGACCAGCGGGCUAAGACGGUUCAGCAUUUUAUUCACCACGAGACACUUCAGCAUGCCAUUGUCGAUCUCAUCCCUGCCUCAUUUGCCGCGUCAAAUGACUCAUCGUUAAUGGCAACCUCGUCCAGUGUCGGAACAGCGUUCUGGAAGGUAGAUCCAGAAGUUGCGCGUGACCCACCAACAAGCCUCUCGUCGAAUCAGUCCUCUGUUUUGUUUGCAAAGGAGGCUCGAGUCCAGAACGAGAUCAAUGUGGUAUUCUACGAAACGUUGCUCACACUGCAUCACUUGUCAUUGUGCCUACGAAGCGCAGCGAAAGAGCAAAGAGCAGCACGAAAUCGUCAGAAUUACAUUGCGGCGAUUAACCAACAAAUGCACGAAGAGCACAAUGUCCCAGCCGAGAAGCAGACGGACGUUCUUGCAGGUAAGCUACUGGAAAAGUACCGGUUCCUGAUAGAUUCUGUUAUCGACGUCCGCCUUGUACGCAUGGUCGAGACAUCGGUGGCGCUUGUGAAGUUUGUACUGAGCCACUUUGCGACCAAAGCCACAGCGAAUCAGCUUCAACGAACACCAAGCGACAACCAGCUCUCUCAUACUAGUGACGGGGAUUUAAAUAAGUGGCUGGAUGCCCUUGGUUCAUUCCUUGAUGACUAUCAAAUGAUAGCUGAGGGCAGGAUGGAAACUCCGUCGCUGUUGUUUGGUAGCGAGAGAACGAUUGAGAUGCCAGUGGAGCCUUUUAGCAAUGGAACUAGCGAGUCCACAAACGCAGCAAUGAACAGGCUGCUCAACCCAGGCACUACGAAUCGUCUCGGAACGAUUAUGUCGAAGGGAUCCAUGAGACUUGAGUAUCUUGAUCCAAGCGAGCCACCGACUUCAAUUCGUGGUGAUGACUUCAUAGUGUCCUUGGAGUUAGAAUCCUCCACGAAAAAUGGCGGCAGGAACCCAUCGAAGCAGCAAACCAAGCACGAUACUUACGACAGCCUUGCUUCAGGCAAUAACAGCCAGAUGCAUCAACUAUCUCAGCCGGAGACAAGCCCCAUAAGGUCUAUCUGUAGUGCUGUCGAAGCGAAUCCUUUCAAAGACGACAAUGAAGAUGACACGGCCGGUCUAUUAAGGAACAGUGAUCACGUAUCCACAGCUGCUCGAUCUCCGCGGGCCACACGCAAACCCUUCCAGGCGUCAGUUGGAGCACGACGGACAGCAAAUGAGUGCGAUGCAUGUAUUGGAUGCAACGAUGUGUGCGCGAAUGAGCGUUGCUUCUUCUGCGCCGAGAAAGAAUACCAACUUAUAGUUGCCUUCGCUGGGUCUUCAAAGUCGACUCGGCCAACAAUGCGUCAAACAGCAUGGCACCAUCGCGCGCCGUCAUCAGCCGACAGCUCUUCCAAUAUUGAACGAGAGUUUUCAUCGUGCGAGAUGAAGCGGCACCAAAGCCAGCACUCGUGCUGGAUCCGCGUCGGCGACAGUGUCUUCGACGUGACGGAAUUGCUCAGUGUACAUCCUGGCGGGGCACAAGUACUUCAGGAAGCUUCCCAGCACGGAGGAGAUUGCAAUUCGAUCCUGAAAACUCAUCCACCUACAGCACGGGAAAUGAUGAUGCAGUAUCGUCUAGGACGAUACUACGAGUGCAGCAAGUAGGGAUCGCAGGGUAAAUAUAAUAAUAUUGCAAUUCAAUAAAUUAUUGGGUCU
This is a messenger RNA of Phytophthora nicotianae INRA-310, 3696 nucleotides long. RefSeq lists its product as hypothetical. Lineage: Eukaryota; Oomycota; Peronosporomycetes; Peronosporales; Peronosporaceae. Bases 211 to 3645 code for a protein of 1144 amino acids. The transcript has 2 exons. The record is from RefSeq and is a predicted model, not a curated record. Gene Ontology annotation, cellular component: endosome membrane. Gene Ontology annotation, biological process: regulation of early endosome to late endosome transport; endosome organization; receptor-mediated endocytosis.